This is a messenger RNA of Panicum hallii, 688 nucleotides long. Its product is annotated as E3 ubiquitin-protein ligase RBX1. Gene Ontology annotation, molecular function: ubiquitin protein ligase activity; zinc ion binding; cullin family protein binding. The transcript has 5 exons. The coding region runs from base 107 to 445 and encodes 112 amino acids. The record is from RefSeq and is a predicted model, not a curated record. Gene Ontology annotation, biological process: protein ubiquitination; ubiquitin-dependent protein catabolic process. Lineage: Eukaryota; Viridiplantae; Streptophyta; Magnoliopsida; Poales; Poaceae. Gene Ontology annotation, cellular component: nucleus; cullin-RING ubiquitin ligase complex.
UCCGUCUCCUGAAGUCAAUCAAGUGCCGCCUCCUCUCCGCUCCGCCCCUCUCGUCCGUUUCCUGAUCCUCUCUAUAGUUGGUUCCCCUCGUCUCGCAGCUCUCGCGAUGGACAAGGGCGGCGUCGCGGUGCCCCCGACCCCGGCGGGCUCCUCCGCCGCCGCGGGGAAGAAGGCCAAGCGCUUCGACAUCAAGAAGUGGAACGCCGUCUCCCUCUGGGCCUGGGACAUCGUGGUGGACAACUGCGCCAUCUGCCGCAACCACAUCAUGGACCUCUGUAUCGAGUGCCAGGCGAACCAGGCGAGCGCCACCAGCGAGGAGUGCACCGUCGCUUGGGGAGUUUGCAACCAUGCAUUCCACUUCCACUGUAUCAGUCGUUGGCUCAAGACCCGUCAAGUGUGCCCUCUAGACAACAGCGAGUGGGAGUUCCAGAAGUAUGGUCACUAGACAGUUGUGGCUUCGACGUGGAGUUGCUUCAUGUUUCUCGUAGUUUAGCAGUAGCGGUAACUCAUUCUGAAGAAGGCUACGGAUGGUUAAUUUUUCUGAAGCUCGUACUUUGGUUAUACCGUAUGCAUCCUUAAGGGUGUUCAGCAACUCUUUCCUCCCUUAAAGUUGUAGAGGAAUAUCUCCAUUUGCAGAAAUUAUGUGGCAUUCGGUGGCUAUUAGCAAUGUGCGGUUCUCUGUUUCCUU